This is a messenger RNA of Adineta ricciae, 813 nucleotides long. The record is from the annotation of a GenBank genome assembly. Lineage: Eukaryota; Metazoa; Rotifera; Eurotatoria; Adinetida; Adinetidae.
AUGACUGAAAUAAAUGCUCGUGUCCACUAUCUCGGAACAAAUCCUUCAGAAGAUUUUCCCGUAACAUUGAUCAUUUUUGUUUCGUUCGUUAUCAACUGUUUAAUAUUCUAUAUUCUUCCAUCGUCAAUAACGCCCUUGAACAAAAGUUAUGUUGUAUCUACAGUUCAUGCAUGUGCUUGCGUCCUAGCUGUGUGUUUAUACUAUUUAUAUUCACCGAUUAAGUUAACAGAAGUCAAUCGCAUACUGGGUGGGGGUAUUGAUGGCACAUACGAUAACAAAAUGGCGUAUAGUGUAUGCUAUUCAGGAGGUUAUUUUAUUUACGAUCUACUUCUAAUGGCCUAUUUCAAAUCAGUGAGAAGUGCAGCGGCAAUGUUUCAUCAUAUUAUUGUUCUAAUGAUUGGACUUUCAGGUUUGUACACACGUGUCGGCCACACGAGCCAUUUCUUGAUGUUGCUCGAAGAACUAUCAACUAUUCCAUUGAAUGUAAAAGCAAUCUUUCAUCAACAUAGUGAUAUACAUAGCUUUUGUGCUUUGUUGUUUGCUGUUACUUUUCUGUGGACUCGUCUCAUCUAUGGAACUAUCGUUUGUUUUUACGUAUUUCGAGCAUUACCAAAAUUUAUUCUACUGGCGGAAGCUUCACACGAUACAACAAGUAUAGCGUUAAUUAUAGUGCAGAUUAUUCUACUUCUUCACACACGAUUGCUUAAUCUGUAUUGGGCUGUGUUGAUUGUGAAGAAAAUCUGUGCAAAAUUCCGACAACAAAAGCCAAAGAUUCCUGUCAACAAGAUCGAAUCGAACGAAAAAGUUGAAUGA